This is a messenger RNA of Ctenopharyngodon idella (grass carp), 1857 nucleotides long. RefSeq lists its product as uncharacterized. The coding region runs from base 80 to 1552 and encodes 490 amino acids. The record is from RefSeq and is a predicted model, not a curated record. Lineage: Eukaryota; Metazoa; Chordata; Actinopteri; Cypriniformes; Xenocyprididae. The transcript is spliced from 6 exons.
CACAAACACACAGUGUGUUCAGUCGAGUUUCAGAUCAAUCUGAGAGUUUUCAGACAUUUUAUGAGUUUUCAGUGAACCGAUGAAGAAAAUGUUUCUCAGAUUAGUUUUGUUCUGUUUGUGUUUGUGGUGUCGGGCUGGUGUGUUCGGACUGAAUUCAGUGUCAGUGAUGGAGGGAGAUUCAGUCACUCUGAACACUAAUCUUACUGAAAGAAUGGAUGAUGAUCAGAUUAUGUGGAGGUUUUGGACUGAAGACACUUUAAUAGCUGAAAUCAAUGCAACGGCCGACAGAAUCUCUGUAUAUGAUGAUGUUCUUGAUGGGAGAUUCAGAGACAGACUGAAGCUGGACAAACAAACUGGAUCUCUGACCAUCACAAACAUCAGAACUGAACACGGUGGAAUUUAUGUAUUGCAGAUCCACCAUAAGAACAUCCUUUUCAUUCUCACUGUCCAUGAUGAAGUGAUGUCAGUGAAGAAGGGAGAUUCAGUCACUCUACACUCUGAUCUUACUGAAAUGAAGGAUGAUGAUAAGAUUCAGUGGAGAUUUGGAGUUGAAAACACUGUAAUAGCUGAAAUCAAUAAACAGGACGACAGCAUCACUGUAUAUAAUGGUGUUCUUGGUGGGAGAUUCAGAGACAGACUGAAACUGGAUCAUCAAACUGGAUCUCUGACCAUCACAAACAUCACAAAGAAACAUGCUGGAGAUUAUGUCCUAAUGAUAUGGGGAGCAAAACGAUCAUUAAAAGCUUUCAGAGUCUCUGUCUAUGGUGGUGGUUUGGGUGAUGAUGGAGUGAAAUUACUGUCAGUGAUGGAGGGAGAUUCAGUCACUCUGAAAUCUGAUCUUACUGAAAUGAAGAAUGUUGAUGUGAUUCAGUGGUCGUUUUGGAUUGAAGACCCUUUAAUAGCUGAAAUCAAUAAACAGGCCAACAGCAUCACUGUAUAUUAUGUUCUUAAUGGGAGAUUCAGAGACAGAUUGAAACUGGACAAACAAACUGGAUCUCUGACCAUCACAAACACCAGAACUGAACAUGCUGGAGUUUAUCAACUACAGACCCACUAUAUGAGCAUCAUUUUCAUUCUUGCUGUCCAUGAUAAAGUGACGUAUGUGAAGGAGGGAGAUUCUGUCACUCUAAACUCUGGUCUUACUGAAAUAAUGGAUGAUUAUGAGAUUAUGUGGUGCAGUGUAUAUGAAAAUGUUAUAAUAGCUGAGAUCGAUAAUCAGGCCAAGAGAUUCGCUGUAUAUGAUGAUGUUCUUGAUGGGAGAUUCAGAGACAGACUGAAGCUGGACAAACAAACUGGAUCUCUGACCAUCACAAACACCAGAAUGAAACAUGCUGAAGAUUAUGUGGUACUGAUAAUGAGAGGAUAUUUGUCAUUAAAAUCUUUCAGAGUUUCUGUUUAUGACUCUGUCCACUGUUGUGGUUCUACUGAAGCUGUGAUCCGAUUGGUCUUCUCUGCUCUGGUGGGCGUGGCUACUGUCAUUCUUGUGGUUUAUGACAUCAGAUCCAGAAGAGCUGAACAAGAUCAAGCACAUGUUCCCACAUCAGAAACCUAAUGGUGUAAUUUCUCAUAUUACUAUUUUUUUUUUGUCAUUUAUUAAUAUUCAUUUAUUUGUAAUGGCUUCAUAAAUUCAUAUGUUGGUAUUUACUGGUUGUUAUUUUUAGGCUGCUCAUUUCCACUCCAGAACAUGAUUUGAGAACACACAGCAACAUAUUUUCUCGUGCUCAAAAUGUCAAAUGCGAUUGUUUGUCAUGAUAAAAACUGAUAAUUGCCAAAUACUGCACUGCUUACUCUAGAUUUUUUUAUAUACAUUUCUCUCAGAUAAAAUGCACAAAUCUGACUUUACUUCUGCUGUUCAUC